AUGAACAACCGCACACCCACGUUUGAUACGAACGUUACAUCGGACGAUUGGUGUGGAACAAUAGCUGAGCCGCCUCCAAUGCCUCAACAACGCUACUCUUUGAUUAAUCCGAACACAAAGAGGGAACUAGUGAGAAGAUGGAGAGAAGCUGUGGGUGAGAGGAGCCUCAAGACUGUUGCCGACGACAACUUGCACAAUGUGGCUGGUAUUGUUGAUUUCCACGACAAGAACAACGUAUCGAUCUCUCAGUCUGCAUAUCAAUGUAUCACCCAGAGUUCGUUGCCAGCCAACAUUCCAAAUACGGACCCACUUAGCCUUCAGAUUGGCCUCCAGAUCAGCGGACAUCGAGCCGUUUACCGCUGGAAGAAAAAUAGCAAGGUUAACUUCGCUGCUUUCGCUGAGGGCUACGCGACAUCUGACCAGGCUUUAUAUGCAGCUAGCAUGCUGAAGAAGGCUGCUGAUGAAUGGAAUGGACUUCAACUUGGAGUCAGCUUUGAGUGGGUCAGCGAAAUUGAAGAUGCGGCAUUUGUGCUCGCAUAUGGCGGCGAUGCUGGUUCGACUCUUGCGAGGGGCUUUUUCCCCAAUGAACAAGAUCUGAACGUGCUUUACGUCUACAGAUUGGCCUUUGAACCCGGCAAAAUCAACUAUAUGAAGAAUAUAUUUCUCCAUGAGUUGGGCCAUGUGCUAGGCUUGCGGCAUGAGUUUGCUCCUGAGAGAGAGGACGAAACAGUGCAACUUGGUCCACGUAACGAAAAGUCUGUGAUGAGUUACGUUUUCCCCCCUACUAUUCAGACAACCGAUGUAGAGAGUACUCGGCAGUUUUACAGCAUAACAGACGCGCAAAUUGGGGGGUGGCCGAUUGAAGACUGUGUUCCAAAUAAUUGA
Messenger RNA from Aspergillus udagawae, 885 nucleotides. RefSeq lists its product as uncharacterized. Gene Ontology annotation, molecular function: metallopeptidase activity. The transcript has a single exon. Bases 1 to 885 code for a protein of 294 amino acids. The record is from RefSeq and is a predicted model, not a curated record. NCBI's taxonomy places the organism in Eukaryota, Fungi, Ascomycota, Eurotiomycetes, Eurotiales, Aspergillaceae.